Phragmites australis (common reed) is the source of this 2473-nucleotide messenger RNA. Its product is annotated as phosphatidylinositol:ceramide inositolphosphotransferase-like. Gene Ontology annotation, cellular component: Golgi membrane; trans-Golgi network; endoplasmic reticulum membrane. NCBI's taxonomy places the organism in Eukaryota, Viridiplantae, Streptophyta, Magnoliopsida, Poales, Poaceae. The transcript is spliced from 12 exons. The record is from RefSeq and is a predicted model, not a curated record. Gene Ontology annotation, biological process: ceramide biosynthetic process. Gene Ontology annotation, molecular function: sphingomyelin synthase activity; ceramide cholinephosphotransferase activity; inositol phosphoceramide synthase activity. The coding region runs from base 395 to 1357 and encodes 320 amino acids.
CGCACGUCUCUUCCCUAACCACCCCACCCUCGUUUCUCUCGAUCUCUCCAGCUCCCUCCUCCUCUCUCUCAAUUCGACUCCCAACUCCGAAGCCCCACGCCGCCGCCGUUCCGCCACGCGAUAGAGUUGAGGCGCCCCCCGCGAGCUGCCUCUAGUUGCCAGCUCCCCGCCCCGCCACUCGAGGAGCGGGGGCCAAAUUGGUGGGGGGCCUGCGUCCCGUGUCUCUCUGCUUUGCGCCGCUCUCCGCUCCGCGCAACCGCCGAUCCCGCGCGGGGGAUGCGGUGACACGAGGCGUGAUGUGCGGAUCGGAGAAUGGACGUGAUCGCGUCCCCGCCUAGCAGGAGCUGCUGCGUGAGUCGGCGUGGGAGCAGGGAUUGUUGCGCGGGCCACGGCCAUGACGAUGUACAUAGCGCGGGAGGCUUCCAAGGUAUGGAGGAAGGUGACCACGGAGAUAUCGGCGGAGCUGCCGCUCCUGCGCGAGAAGUGGCGGCUGCUCCUCGCCGGACUGAUUUGCCAGUACAUUCAUGGAUUGGCUGCUAGAGGAGUGCAUUAUUUGCAUCGACCUGGACCACUGCUCCAGGACUUGGGAUUUAUGGCCCUUCCAGAGCUUGGGCGAGACAAAGGUUAUCUUAGUGAGAGCAUAUUUUCUUCCAUCUUCAUCUCCUUUGUGUUGUGGACUUUUCAUCCUUUUAUUUAUAACAGCAAACGCUUCUAUACCGUGCUAAUCUGGCGCAGGGUGCUCGCUUUUUUAGUUGCUUCACAGAUUUUAAGGAUCAUUACAUUCUAUUCAACGCAGCUCCCGGGUCCAAAUUAUCACUGUCGUGAGGGCUCAAAAUUGGCAACUCUUCCACCACCCAAUAGCGUACUUGAAGUGCUCCUUAUUAACUUUCCUCGUGGAGUACUUUUUGGUUGCGGUGAUUUGAUAUUUUCAUCUCAUAUGAUUUUCACACUCGUCUUCGUUCGAACGUACCAUAAAUAUGGCUCGAAAAGGUUUAUUAAGCUCCUUGCUUGGUUCAUGGCUAUAAUUCAGAGUCUUCUUAUAAUUGCUUCUCGCAAGCACUACACUGUCGACGUUGUUGUUGCAUGGUAUACCGUAAACUUAGUGGUAUUCUUUGUUGACAACAAGCUCCCAGAAAUGCAGGAUCGGACGAGUGGACUAUCUUUGCUUCCAUUGAGUACCAAAGAAAAGGACAGGUUGAAGGAGGAGAGAGACGGUAAACUGAAGGAUGAGUUCCAUAAGUUGCUGAACGGGAACCAUGGGGAUCCUACUGAUCGGCGACAGAGGGCGCAGAUGAACGGGAGGCACGACGAAGACAUCAAUCACGCGCUCUCCGAGGCCACUGCCAAUGGUACAUGAGCGCGGUAUCGGCUUUUCACCGGGCGUUUUGUCCUUGGCAUGUUGAACUGAAGCCAUCUAAGAUUCCAGCCACACCAUUGAACAGGCACAUGGAUCUCCUCCUCUCCUUAUUCCUUUUGCAUGAUGCAAGAAUCAGAAUCUCGCGGCGGCGCCACUCGGAUCUUCCUUCGCGGUACAGCUUUGAAUUCCCCAUUGCAAUGGCCUCGGUCAGGAUGGCACAGGAAUUUGAUCUUGAUGUACAUAUUGAUCGGCUAAAACUUGUGGUAGAUUCGCGCGUUGCUGACUCGCUGGCUGAAGUGUGUGAAUAGCUAGCUGUUGGCCUGUUGCUUGGAGCCAACGCUUUCAUGCUUGUUUCAUGCUGGGCUGAGACUGAGCAGUCCACGCGAGGGCACGUUCAGCCAUGCGACGCCUACGGCAGUGAGGCGAGCAAAGCACUUGCGUCUGUUUCGCCCCGUAUGCGGCGACGUAUGGGCGCGGGCGCAGCGCAUGUGGUGUGGUCUGUUAGGCGGUCCCGUGCAACACUGUAACUCUGGAGCGCCAUCCAGUGCGACCUGCAGGUCGACUGCCCUAGGCCGCGAGGCAUCAGGGCACCGGGGGCGAUCGCGUUUGUGCUACUGCUGAGCGUAUAAAUUAUAUCUUCGUUUGAUCUAGGCUAGUCUUUUCACGUUGCGUCGAUAAAAACAGUCAGUCUAAAUUAGACAAGUUCUGGGCUCUACUGACUACUGCGAAAAUGUCAGAAUUUAGAUUAUCCUUGGUUCCUCACUGUGAUGCACCCAGCGUGAUAUUGAAUCAGCAUCUGUUACUGCAAUGCAAUCAUACAUAUGAGAUGGUGAACCCUAGUUAGCUGAUGCUUCUUCCAACAACUGUAGUAAGCAUAGUAAAUAUCGCUGUGCAGCUGUAUUGAUGUCGUGGCUCUAUGGCCUGAGAGCGUGCAUAAAAAAAAAGUUCAGUACUUACAUGUAUCCAAGGUUGAGCAGAGUUGUUUCCUUGGGCUCCCUCUCAAGCCGGCGAACUGGGUUAGAUCCCCAGCGUUGGCACCGGGAGAUCCCUUUGUAGCCUCAGCUGAAAAAAAGAAAAAAAAAAUGAAAAAAAUGUAUCCAAAGUGCUUUAUUGCUA